This is a messenger RNA of Tripterygium wilfordii, 992 nucleotides long. RefSeq names its product protein LURP-one-related 5-like. NCBI's taxonomy places the organism in Eukaryota, Viridiplantae, Streptophyta, Magnoliopsida, Celastrales, Celastraceae. Bases 155 to 850 code for a protein of 231 amino acids. The transcript is spliced from 2 exons. The record is from RefSeq and is a predicted model, not a curated record.
UUAGCACAAAGCCAGGGACCUACGUGAGAGGGUUUUUGUAACCCACUGUAUUGGACAUACAUCUCUCAUUACUCAUUAGAGUCAGCUCUGUUUCCUUCCUAGUUCUAUUUAUAAAUCCUGCCAAAACUAAAGCUAGCUACUACCUUAUUCAACCAUGUCUAAGAUCCAUCCGGACGCAGAGAACAAGAAGCAAUAUGAUCAUGUACGUCUGGUGUCAAAGGAAUGUAUUAGUGAUGAUGAUGGUCGUUGUCCAUGCGCGCUCACUGUGUGGAAGAGAUCGAGCAUGAGUUUUCAGGGGACUGACGGAUUCACUGUUUUUGAUCAACAUGGAAGAUUGGUUUUCCGGGUCGAUAACUACUCCAGGAAGAAUGGGUCUGUUGCAGGAGGAGGAGGCCUUGUUCUCAUGGACGGAGCUGGAAAUGCUUUGCUAACUUUAAAACCUCAGAUGCUGAGGUUGCAAACCCAGUGGAACGCAUACAGUGGAGAUCAAAGUGAACGCAGGAGGAGUUCCAACCAGUCUGUAGUCUUCUCAAUGAGGAGCUGCUCAUCGGGGCUUUUCCGCAACAGGAAAGGCAUGAUUGCAGAGGUGUUCAUGGUAGGGAAGCAGAAUCAGACACCAGAGUACAGGAUUGAGGGGUCUUUUAGGGCAAGAGAUUGCAGAAUCAGGAAGGCCAGCGGUCAAGUGGUGGCCAAAAUGGCUAGGAAGAGAGCGAACACUAGUGUCUUGCUAAACAGUGAUGUGUUUAGCCUUUUUGUACAACCUGGUUUUGAUGCCGAGCUUGUUAUGGCCUUUGUGAUUAUAUUAGAUCGUAUGUCCAGUAAGCCUUUUACCCCGCUCUUGUGUUCUUGAUCAUUCUUGUAUAUUUGUACAUGGAGAGAGAGCGAGAGAGACUGAGACCAUUCACACAAUCUUAUACAGGUCUUUGUACCACAAAAUGAAACAUAUAUACAUGAACAAGUAUCACUGGCUAUGUUCAACUUUAUAUUCUUAA